AGAGAGAGUGCGCAGGCGCAGAGGGUGAAGAUGGCGGCGCGAGUGCUGCUGCUCCGCGCGGCGUCCGGGCUCCGCUGUCAGCACCGCCGCCGCCUCCUCCCGCUCCUCCCGCCGGGGGCGAGGCGGGGCCUGGCGGGCGCGGCCUGGGCCGGGACGCGGCUGCCCGCUCCGCGCCGGCGGCCGCCCUGGCCCCGCGGCUACUCGGACGCGCCGACGCUGACCUUGAAGGGCAUCCAGGACCAGGUGCUCUACGUGCUGAAGCUCUACGACAAGAUCGACCCCGAGAAGCUGUCGGUGGAGUCGCACUUCAUGAAGGACCUGGGCCUGGACAGCCUGGACCAGGUGGAGAUCAUCAUGGCCAUGGAGGACGAGUUCGGGUUUGAAAUUCCAGAUGCAGCAGCAGAAAAGCUGAUGAGUCCUCAAGAUAUCAUCGAUUAUAUUGCCGAUACGCAAGACGUGUACGAAUGAGUUUCUCAAGUGGAGUAAGUGGACAUCAUCUUGCGGUGAGGUAUCUCCUGUUUUGUUCCGAGAGCUGGAUGAAGUGAUCGAGACGGACUACGCUGGCAAGCCAACCCCUUUGCGGUUUGGAAUCACUAUGGCUCUCCGAGGAAGAGUUUUGUCUGUCCUAUUUAAAGCUGUAAAUGUUGGACUUCAGAAUAAAUAUGAAAAAUUCUUA
Molecule: messenger RNA, 676 nt
Organism: Crotalus tigris (Tiger rattlesnake)
Lineage: Eukaryota; Metazoa; Chordata; Lepidosauria; Squamata; Viperidae
Gene: NDUFAB1
Product: NADH:ubiquinone oxidoreductase subunit AB1
Exons: 4
Coding region: 31-468 (145 amino acids)
Biological process (GO): fatty acid biosynthetic process
Cellular component (GO): mitochondrion
Molecular function (GO): acyl carrier activity; acyl binding
Source: RefSeq, a predicted model, not a curated record